Puma concolor (puma) is the source of this 1165-nucleotide messenger RNA. RefSeq names its product disintegrin and metalloproteinase domain-containing protein 1-like. Gene Ontology annotation, molecular function: metalloendopeptidase activity. NCBI's taxonomy places the organism in Eukaryota, Metazoa, Chordata, Mammalia, Carnivora, Felidae. Gene Ontology annotation, biological process: binding of sperm to zona pellucida; proteolysis; male gonad development. The record is from RefSeq and is a predicted model, not a curated record. Gene Ontology annotation, cellular component: external side of plasma membrane; sperm head plasma membrane; plasma membrane.
UGUGACCUGGGAUCUGUAUAUUACUCUUCUUAUGAAACAGUCAUCCCCAAGAGCCUGACAGUCAAGGGAAGGGAAGACCCAGUGGAAAAGGCAUCCUAUAUGCUCUUAAUGCAGGGCCAGAAAUGGAUGAUUCACCUGAAGGCGAAGAGAGACUGUUUUGUGAAGGACUUUCCAGUCUUCAGCUACCACGGUGGCGUCCUGGGGCAAGAAAUGCCUUUCAUCUCACAUGACUGUCACUAUGAAGGCUACAUAGAAGGAGUCCCGGGUUCUUUUGUUUCUCUCAACACCUGUUCAGGCCUCAGGGGCAUCCUGAUUAAGGAGGGGAAACCCUAUGGCAUUAAGCCCAAGGACACUUCGAAACGCUCUGAACAUGUGUUGUACGCGAUGGCACACCAAGCUCGAGUCUCCUGUGGGGUCACUUCCAAAGGCAGCCAAGUGGCGCCUGCCAGCCGGCAGCAGGGGAGCAGGAAGCCUCACAGUCCACAGGCACCGUCCUCCUUUUGGUCACACACCAAGUACGUGGAGAUGUUUGUCGUGGUCAACAACCAGCGGUUCCAAAUGUGGGGCAGUGACGUCAGUGAGACAGUCCAGAGGGUCAUGGACAUCACCGCUCUGGCCAACAGCUUCACCAGGGGGAUAAACACAGAGGUGGUGCUGGCUGGAAUGGAGAUUUGGACCGAGAGGGACCUCAUAGAAGUCCCGGCGGACUUGCAAGUUACACUCGGGAAUUUCAACAGCUGGAGACAGGAGAAGCUCUCCCGUCGUGUGAAGCACGAUGUUGCCCACAUGAUCGUCGGACAUCGUCCUGAAGGAGACGUGGGACAGGCAUUUCUCAGUGGUGCCUGUUCAAGUGGCUUUGCGGCAGCCGUUGAGUCCUUCCAUCAUGAAGACGUCCUCCUGUUUGCAGCGCUCAUGGCCCACGAGCUUGGGCACAACUUGGGUAUUCGGCACGACCACUCGGCCUGCGCUUGUAGAGAUAAACGCUUGUGCCUCAUGCGUGAAAAUAUCACCAAAGAAGGUGGCUUCAGCAACUGCAGCUCUGAUUACUUCUACCAGUUCCUCCGGGAACACAAAGGGGGCUGCCUAUUUAACAAGCCUCGGCCCCAACAUCGCCUGCGUAGGAAUGCAGAGUGUGGAAAUGGUGUGUUGGAGGACAAUGAGGAGU